CUAAUCUUCAUGGAUCCUGUGUUUUGUGGAAUGUAACACACUCAGUUUUCCGCCAUGUACGAGGAGAAAAUAGUUUGACGGUGGAAGGCCAGGAAUGCACUGACUUGACACUGUGAACUAUGAGCGGACGCGGGGACGAGGCCGGCGAGAGCUCCCAGGAGCCCGCAGGGGCCGCGGAGCCCCAGAAGAGGAGACCGGGGAGACCGAGGAAACUCCAAAAAGAGCCGAGCGGCGAGCCCGUCCCCAAGCGACCGAGGGGCCGCCCCAAAGGAAGUAAGAACAAGGGCCCCUCGAAGGCAGCACAGAAGAAAGCUGAGGCGACCGGGGAGAAAAGACGCAGGGGGCGACCCAGGAAAUGGCCACAGCAAGUCGUCCAGAAAAAGCCUGCUCAGGAAGAAGAAGAGGAGGAGGAGGAGGAGGAGGAGGAGGAAGAAGAGGCUGGGGAGUCCCCGGAGGAAGAUUAAGCUUCCAUACCAUGAAACCUCUACCUCAUUCAGCUGUCAGGUCUUUCAAAGGGAAAAGACUACCUUGACCACUUGUUUUUUUUAACCUUUUCCACAUCUCAUUUUACUUUUACUUCAGUCCGUAUCCAGUGUUUUGCUUUGUCGCUGGACGCAGGGACCUGUCACCGAGCAGGCGAAAGAGGUUUCCCUUCCAGUUUCCGCAACGUGCAGACACACCUUUUGGCACACUUGGAGACGUGCCUGCGCUUAACGCUCUCCCAAACUAUAUAUAUUUUUUGUCAUUUCGAAAUGCAGAACGCAGGUCUUCUAUUGCAAAUUAUACCCAAACUGAUGCAUGACCACCAAGGACAGGGAGACGCACAUUUUCCUCAGGGCAGUUUUCUUCAAAUAUUCUUGAACUAAAGGCAAGCUUGCUAAAGUUGUUCGCUCAGGUUUCCAAACAAACAAAAUAUCACGUCACACUAUCUUUACAUAUAGUGAACUCCAACAACAAAAAUCCGCCCACUCAAAAUCAAUCGUAAUCGGACAAAAUCUGUGGAUUUGUGAUCAUUAAUAUUUAACAGGUUUAAUGUUUACAUUGGGGAGGACAAACAAACUAAAAAAAAAAUCACUCUUAUUCCACCGCACACCAAAGGAUAAUCGGUCACGAUAAUCUUUCGAUAUUGCCUAAUCUAAUCAAUAUUGCCUUUUGCUGACUGGGAUUGAAAGAGAGGAAAAAUGCGCUAAUUCGGCCUGGUUAUCGGUAUUUGUGUAGCUAGGUUAAGGGAAAACAUUUUUACUAUUAUGCAAUUCAACUGUUAUACCCCAUUUGAAUUCAUUGAAACUAAUUCACAACCGGAUCGAUACUCAUACCGACACCAACACUUCGUAGAAAAAUGAAAAUGGGUCAGGUUGUAUAUUUACUUUGACUAAUUUUAACCCCCAAAGAAAAAUCUCACUUUAAUAUAAUACAAAAUAUAUAUCAUUGCUGUCGAGUGGAAUCCUCGCAUCAAAAUGGGCAGAUUUUUUUUUUUAGUUAUUAAUCAUUGUAUUGUUCAAGCAAGCAAUCGGUUGAACACUUUAGAUUGCUUGAUCAUUUGUCAAAAUAACAGACCCGUGUGGGGCUCGACCAAUAGUAUCGAUUUAUGAAAAAUGUGAAAUGCCUGAAAGCGAUGAUAUUGUUUCCAUUCUGUCUCCCAACCCAUUCGUCGUCUAAAAUAAUGAGCUUAAAACAUUGACAAGAUAAUUAUAAUCAAGUAUGAUAUUCUGAAGAUUCCUAUGCCUUAAAUACAUUUUUAAAGCUUUACUUUUCAUUGACUUUAGGUCAUACCCUGGUCUCAUUUUUUUUUUUGCGUUUUGCUUUAGUUGCCCUGUUCUUGGUGGAAUCGCAAACCUCCGGUUCGCCACAACCAAACUCGUUUGUAUCCAAGUACUGUACGCGUCGUUUAUUCAUUCAUGGCUUAAGUUGUUUGCCGAUGCGCAACAUAGCUUUAAACCUUCAUUGUUCAAUGAUGCACUGCAAAUACACUCUGUACUGUAUAUCCUCAGACGGUCCUGCCUUGCAAAAUAACCUCAAGAUAGAACAAACACUUUACCUCAGAACACACGCCAUACCUGGAUUUUUAAGUGGCAGCGUAGCAUCGGACAUCUCAUCUCACACUGUAACACGCAAGGGGAAACUUGCGUCGAAAUAAAUCUGCUUUGCAUGUCAGUGCUUUGUGGUCACUGAUGCGCGGCAACUUCUCAGCAGUUUUUUUUUUUUUUUUUUUUUCCCAAAAAAAGAAAAAAGAAAAAAACUACCUCCGACUCAGCACAAUCCGCUCUUGAAUAAUGCGCGCUGUCGCCGAAGCACAUUCGAAGCGACGCACAGGAAGGCAGUGUGCGUUCACACGUUUGUGUUGGAACUUACUUUAUUAUACUGUGUAUUGAAAGCGAGGUCAUGCUUGAAGAAACUGCAUUUUGUCUGCAACUGUUUUGUUUUUCGAUCAGGUGCAUCCGGAGUGAUCGAUGAAGAAGCUCAAGUCAGGUUGGCCGAGCAAAAUUCAGCGGAAUAUCUAAGGUUGAAUGCAAUUGUAUUUGUUUUAAAUCAGAAUGGGCAAGUACCGAUACCAGGUAUCGGUGUUUGGUCGAUACCGGCCUUAUUUCAAGAUAUUGGGUGCUCGUGAAGGCUGCCGACACCAGCCACCGAUACUUAAGGUGAAAGAAUUGGACAGAGUAAGUCCUCCUCGCCAGUAGCUGGCGCUACACUGCGGCGGUUCGACACAUCGGCGAAUUAUCGAAUCAAUCAAUCAAUCAAUGAAAUUGUAUUUGUUAAAAGGGUCAUAAAAGGGGCGUCCGACUUUAGAUGUCCCACUGUAAUGUCUACUUUUUAAACCUACUUCGCUACCUGACAUUUGCUUCUUUCGCGAUACCUGGUGGAAAGAAAAAAAAGUCAGUGGUCUGUUUUUAUUUACUUAAAACCCAAGCAGCUAACAUGUUCAUUUAUUCCCUUUAAUGUUACUCUAUAUCGACACAUAAUGCAACAUUUUUCCUCAUUGACAAACUGGGAUUUCUGUUUGACAAUAGUUAACUUGAAUGUUUGUUUUUUUUUUUUUUUUUUUUUUCUCCAAUGGGUAGAGCUAUUUUUUUUUCUUUUCCUGAUUGUACUACCUAAAGUAAUGAAUGGACCGUACCUCAAAAGUGUCAGCUAACAAUGGACUAAUCAAUUCACUACCUCCAGUUUUGGUCAUGCCGGUUUACUUUCAGUAUGAGCAAUGCUGAUUUAUAUUAAUAAUCUCCAGUAUAUCAGGACUGCAGAAGCUCCUCAUUUGAAAGUGCUUUGUCUAAUCUCAGUACAUUUCUCACCCUCAAGUGGCUUUCAGAUUUGAAUAUUGUAUAUUGUAUUCAUGACUAUGUUUUCUUGUUUUGAAUUAGUUGGUAUACUUGAUUAGGUGUCUUGUGUACGCAAAGGUGAUUUAAUAUUUUUUUUUUCUUGUUAUAUGGUUAAACCAGAUGUAUACGGGAUUGCUUUUUAUUUUGGGAGAUAUUAUUAUACUAUUUUUCACCCAAGGCCAGAGGUAGAGGUUCAGAGGAGCGUCAUCGAUCCUUUCAAUCCGCCUUCAUGUGCAACAGUCUAUUCUCGCGUCAAAUAUGACACUGUGUAAAGCGUGGUGUGUUAUAUAUACUCAAUUGGAGGUUCUGCACGACAAAUGAAGUUUCGAAGAAUAGAUCAGGAAUGAUUGCGGGUCAGCAAAUGCUACAGAAUUCAACCCAAAUCGACGGAUUGGAUCCAGCUAAGUUGUUUGUAUACGGACCACGUAAAUUGAUUUUCUUCAACACAGUAGGUUUUUCAUUGCUGUUAACUCAGCCUUGUGUUCAUCCUACAACCCAAGAGGUAAUCAAAAAUGUGGCAGUGGUUUGAUUCCUAAAAUGGAUAUCACUGUAACAACCCACAGUUUGAAAAUUAACACUGUUUUUAAAGAUAGGAAAAAAAAGGUUAAGCUACAUUCUGCACAGUUUGAACAUUUAAUUCAGUAAUUCUUUCACGUACCACUAGAGGGAGCCAGUGUGCCACACUUUGGGGAUUACUGUUUUAUUGUACGUAAACAUCACUUUAUUUGCUAUAUAACGUUUUACACUUUUGAAUGCAGAUAGCCAAGAUUAAUUUGAAACCUUAUAACUCGCAAAGAUUUCUUUGUUUAAAGCUCCUGAUAUUACGAAGAAAAACAAACAGGAGGGAAGAAAAGUCCUAAUAUCACAAGAAAAAAGUGUGAUUAUAGAAAGCAUUGAGAUUUACAUGACAAACAUAUUACGGUAACAAUGUUGAGCAAGAUAGAAUGACUAAUCCGAUAACAAUUUAAGGUUAAGAAAUUAGUGUAACUUUAUUCAUGUAAUGUGAUUUUUUCCCUCAUAUUUCAAAUUUUCAGAAAAAUAUUUUGACUGGUUCUUAAAAAAACUUUAUUCUUGCUAUAUUCUGACAUUUUCCUCAUAUUAUUUUGACUUUUUUUUUUUAAUGCAACUUUUUUUCUAAAAAAACCCCAAAACAAAACAUUACCAGUAAUUUUUAUAUACUAUAACAGUAACUUCUUUUCUUGUGAUAUUACAAACUUUAUUUCUGGAAAUAAAUAUGGCUUUAUUCUUGCGACAUUCCAAAUUCUCAGAAAAAAUGUACAAAGCUAUUGCUGUAAUAUUAAGACUUUCCUUCUAAAAGACUAAAUGUAUUCCCUUGAAAUUACAACUUUUUUUUUUGUAUUUUAUUUUAUUUUUUUUUAAGUGAGUUUAUUCCCGUAAUACGACUUUUCCUCGGCAUCUCUUCAUUAAGCCUGAGAACAUGCAGCUGAAUCCACUCCUGUGUAGAUCCUCUCUCACCCAAAAUAUACCAGUACUUGCAGCGUAUGUUACAUGAAGACUGCCUUACAAGCUGUUUGACUCAGAUGAUUGUUGAAGCCACUGUGGAUGAACUUUCAGCUCUGGGAGUCUUUAUAUUAAAAAAAAAAAAAGAAAAAAAAAAAAGUUACUUGUCAUAACUUUCAUAUUCUAGUACAAUCAGAUACACAUUACUACCUCUCAAAAGGCCUGUUUUUUACCUCAAUAUCAAACCUAAAUACUGUUUUGACAUCCAGAGAACAUUGGGUGAACAUCUUGAAAUGUUUAUUUUUUUUGCCGGGAUACAUUCUAUGACUGUUUUUCUAUUCACCUCAACUGAACUUGUAACUUUUAUUGUGUACUAGAAGCUGCGAGGCACGUGGUUGGAUUUUUCCGAUUUUUUUUUCUUCGAAAGCAUCUAACACUUAAAGUAUCUAACUUUUUUUUUGUUUUUUCCUAUCCACUUCCUGUCUUGGAUUACACUACAACUUUUACUCGCUUGCUAAAAGUCUUUAUAGAUAUUCACUACGUUUUAUUCAGCACAAUAAAUAAAUAAUAAAAAAAAAAGUAUGGCAUCCAGAA
This is a messenger RNA of Phyllopteryx taeniolatus (common seadragon), 5369 nucleotides long. It is a transcript of the gene hmga2, whose product is annotated as high mobility group AT-hook 2. Gene Ontology annotation, molecular function: DNA binding; transcription coregulator activity. The transcript is spliced from 6 exons. Lineage: Eukaryota; Metazoa; Chordata; Actinopteri; Syngnathiformes; Syngnathidae. Gene Ontology annotation, cellular component: nucleus; chromatin. The record is from RefSeq and is a predicted model, not a curated record. Bases 120 to 464 code for a protein of 114 amino acids. Gene Ontology annotation, biological process: regulation of DNA-templated transcription.